Penicillium riverlandense is the source of this 921-nucleotide messenger RNA. RefSeq names its product PhzF family phenazine biosynthesis protein. Gene Ontology annotation, cellular component: cytoplasm. The record is from RefSeq and is a predicted model, not a curated record. Gene Ontology annotation, molecular function: isomerase activity. NCBI's taxonomy places the organism in Eukaryota, Fungi, Ascomycota, Eurotiomycetes, Eurotiales, Aspergillaceae. Gene Ontology annotation, biological process: biosynthetic process. The transcript has a single exon. Bases 1 to 921 code for a protein of 306 amino acids.
AUGGAGAACGUUCAUGCCUAUCGUCUCUCGGUCUUUCCAUACUCACUGGACAUUCGAGAGGAUGGCGGCAAUCCAACCACCAUCUUCCUCGGCGCCGAUGACCUGGGCCCAUCGCAGAUGCAGUCUCUGGCCAAGAAGAAUGGCCAUGAGUGUUGUUUCGUGUUGUCCGGGCAAGCCGGAGAACACGCUGAUUGCCACUUAACUCUAAGAUAUUGGGUCCCAAACCACGAAAUGGAAAUGUGCGGUCAUGCUACCGUCGGCACCAUCUGGCUGAUGGACCAUCUCGGAUUGCUGCCCGCAACUGAUGACAUCCGCAUUUCGACUCGAUCGGGCGUCGUCGAGGCUCAAGUACUCAAGGCCGAAGACGGGUCACCGGUCGUUCGUGUGUCUCAGCCGGCUGGCUCGCUCGAAGAUUUACCUUCCAACCGGGUUCUCGACAUUGUAUCCUGCUUAGGCAUCACCAAGGGUGAUCUAGCGCCCAGUUACAAGGUACACAAUGGUCGUACAUCGCGGACCAAGACAUUGGUUCCGUUGAAGAGCCGCGAGAUCCUCAACGGGCUGAAUCCGAAUCCGGACUUGGUCCGCGAAAUAUGUGAAAAUAUUGACUCAACUGGAUUGUAUCCCUAUGCUGUCCUCAACGCCCAAGACCAACUCGUUGAGGCACGUCAAUUUCCGAGAUCCUCUGGCUAUGCUGAAGAUCCUGCAACUGGUAUUGCGGCGGCGGCCCUCGCUUUUAGUCUUCUAGACAAUACCGUUUUCUGUCGGGAGACGGCCAAACCCGUACGUGUUAGACAAGGAUGGACGAUGGGUAAACCGUCUGAAAUUCAGGUUCAUCUGAGACAAAAUGACGGUAAACUGUCAGGUUGCUGGAUAUCAGGCAAAGUGAGGUGGGCCACUACUGAGUCUGUACACGAUACGUAA